Molecule: messenger RNA, 615 nt
Organism: Symbiodinium sp. CCMP2592
Lineage: Eukaryota; Dinophyceae; Suessiales; Symbiodiniaceae
Source: the annotation of a GenBank genome assembly
AUGGCCGGGAAGUUGUGGGAGAUGGCCGUGCUGUCCGGACAGUGGACGUGGGGCGAUGACCUGCCGAAGUCGCAGGAGUGGCUGCCUGUUUCGAAAACGAACUCGCAGCGACUCAUGGAAAACAACGCCUUCAUCGUCAUCCGCGCGAAGGGCAAGUACAGCCGAUUCCGCAAGGUCGUGGAGGACGAGGCUUCGGACCUGACCCUGUGGCAGAACUCGGGAAUGGAGAAGCUUCUCUUGCGCCAAGUCAAGGACAACUUCAUGUGGUGCGUCCACGCCGACCACAACCCUGAGGAGGGUCUGGUGAGGUUCUCGGCUGUGUCGUGCUCCUCUGCUCGCCUGAUGACGACCGUGGACUUUUGCGAUCAAAAGAACAUCAGCAUCCGUGACUUGGAGGCAUCCUUUAAGGAGAGAGCUGCGGAGGCAGACCUCAUCACACGCCAGCAGCAAGUGAUCCUGGUCAGUUCCGUGACGGGGGGGCUUUUGAGCCAAGUUUUGACGUUUGUGUGGGGACCAAGGGCACACGCCGCACUAAAGCCGCGGAAGCGUGUCCUCAGGAAAACGGCUGCCAACACGGUCGCACUUCAGAAGCUGUUUGAACCCGUGAACUUUUAG